Messenger RNA from Hipposideros armiger (great roundleaf bat), 5793 nucleotides. RefSeq names its product double PHD fingers 3 (gene DPF3). The transcript is spliced from 11 exons. Lineage: Eukaryota; Metazoa; Chordata; Mammalia; Chiroptera; Hipposideridae. Bases 31 to 1227 code for a protein of 398 amino acids. The record is from RefSeq and is a predicted model, not a curated record. Gene Ontology annotation, cellular component: nBAF complex; nucleus. Gene Ontology annotation, biological process: nervous system development.
CCUUUUCCUUCUCUUGGAUUCUCCAUCUGGAUGACGAGCAGCAUCAUUCACCAAGUCAAAAAAAGCUGGAAGUCGUCUUGGACUCCUUCCUCUUGCUCAGGCACAUCUGCCCUUUCUGUCAGGCUUGGGGACCAGUUCUACAAGGAAGCCAUUGAGCACUGUCGCAGUUAUAACUCGCGGCUGUGCGCAGAGCGCAGCGUGCGGCUCCCCUUCCUGGACUCGCAGACUGGGGUGGCCCAGAACAACUGCUACAUCUGGAUGGAGAAGAGGCACCGAGGCCCAGGCCUCGCCCCGGGCCAGCUGUACACAUACCCUGCCCGCUGCUGGCGUAAGAAGAGACGAUUGCACCCACCUGAGGAUCCAAAGCUGCGGCUGCUGGAAAUAAAACCUGAAGUUGAGCUGCCCCUGAAGAAGGAUGGGUUCACCUCAGAGAGCACCACGUUGGAAGCCUUGCUCCGUGGUGAGGGGGUCGAGAAGAAGGUGGAUGCCAGAGAGGAGGAGAGCAUCCAGGAAAUACAGAGGGUUUUGGAAAAUGAUGAAAAUGUAGAAGAAGGAAAUGAAGAAGAGGAUUUAGAGGAGGAUAUUCCCAAGAGAAAGAACAGGACCAGAGGACGGGCCCGUGGCUCUGCAGGUGGCAGGAGGAAGCAUGACCCCGCCUCUCAGGAAGACCAUGACAAGCCUUACGUCUGUGACAUUUGCGGCAAGCGCUACAAGAACCGGCCAGGACUCAGCUACCACUACGCUCACACUCACCUGGCCAGUGAGGAGGGGGAUGAAGCCCAAGACCAGGAGACCCGGUCCCCACCCAACCACAGAAACGAGAACCACAGACCCCAGAAAGGACCGGAUGGGACAGUCAUUCCCAAUAACUACUGCGACUUCUGCUUGGGGGGCUCUAACAUGAAUAAGAAGAGUGGGCGGCCUGAAGAGCUUGUGUCCUGUGCAGACUGUGGACGCUCUGGUCACCCGACCUGCCUGCAGUUCACCCUGAACAUGACCGAGGCUGUCAAGACCUACAAAUGGCAAUGCAUAGAGUGCAAAUCCUGCAUCCUCUGUGGGACCUCAGAGAAUGAUGACCAGCUACUCUUCUGCGAUGACUGUGACCGUGGCUACCACAUGUACUGUUUAAAUCCUCCUGUGGCUGAGCCCCCAGAAGGAAGCUGGAGCUGCCACUUAUGCUGGGAACUGCUCAAAGAAAAAGCUUCAGCCUUUGGCUGCCAAGCCUAGGGCCCCAGGUCAUAGCAGGUGACUUGCUGCUGAAGAGGCUGAACCAGAGCCCAGUUUAAACCAGAUUAAGCCCCUACUCCGAUGUAUCCAGACAGACCACCUGUAAGGAAAACCAGUCAUCACAGAGGGUACAGACACAGGGACCCAAGAGGGCGAGGUAGCUACUUACCUCCCACACACAGGUUUCAGUAGUUCAGCCAGCCCCUCCUCGUUUCUACCAGAAGGAUCUUGCACUUUUUGAAGAACAGCCCCAGCCCUGUGGAAUCCUCUCACGUGUACCCUAGCACUGUGGCCGUCUCACUGGUUCCCAUUUUAAAGGAAGCCAUUUUGUGACCACUCAUCAGUUAUUCAUGUGUAGUUUGGUGUUUUCUACCUAUUGUGUUCUAAGAAAUCUUCUCACAGCUCCUUGCCUCCAGCUGAGGCGCUUCAUCCUGGAAUCAGCAAAGGAGCAAAGGCCUGUAAAGAUGUUAUUUAUUACAAGCCUCCCUGAAACUUCUAGACUCAGAGCCUGGAGGCCAUCUUGACGGUGAAAAUUCCUCCUGGUUCCUUGGUCUCUGUGAAGAGGAAGAGCUUCUGAAGAUAUCAGAGCUGCAGAUAUGCAGUGGCAUCCGUAGCCAGGGCAGUCUCCUGACGGGGCUUGGGAGGGAAGUGGAGGCAUUGAGGGGCGGGAGGAAACGUUUUGAAGAUCAUUUUGAGGCCUGCCAUAGCCCAUCAGUAUUUGUUAUCCAUCACGGAGUGGCUUUGCGAGAGACCAGGCUCUGUGGGUCCUUCACCUUCAGAACUGGGGCAUCCUUGAGGGGAGAUGAGCCACAACAUGUGGGCAGAGAGAGAUGCUGAGACUCUGCCUCCCAAACAACCUGGGUCUGGAACUUGCCCUGGUAGGACUCAAGAGCCAAGAAGGUGAGUGAAGAAGGCUGUCCAGUCAAGAAUCUGAACGUUGGUGCAAAGGACUGCAGCUUUCGAGAAACCCUACAGUAUUGAUGUGACACUAUGAAUUCCUUUUCCUAAGUAAUUUCUUCCUUCCACGAAGUAUAUGUCUGCGAUUGUCUACUAAGGCCUGACUCUGGAAAUUUUAGGAUGGGGGAGAGAUGAUUAUUACCAAAACAAAUAAUGGGGGGGCGGGGGUGAUGUGAUCCUUUAUGAUCAAGGUGGCAAUGAUGCAGGACCCUCAGCUUGAGGGCUGCUCUUGUCUUCUAAGCUCCCCAAUACAUGUUGGAUGCUUGUUUUAAAAAAAGCAAUGUAUUGAGAAGAGAUGGGGAGGCUCAGACUCUGAGAAGCCUGUGUUGGAAGUCAACGUUGUGGGCCGGGCUGCCUUUGGAUCUCAGUAACAGUGGCAACAGCAGCAGCACACAAUAACUGACACAUUUCUGGAAAAAUCAUUUGCCCAAAGGGCAGGUCUCCAUGAGUGGGACCCUCGCGCAUGCUCAGCUUCCCUGAAAUCAGCUCCAUCUCUGUGGUCCGGCUGCUUACAACAAAGGCCAAGGUUAUUUUUAGCCCUUCAGCUCCUGAAGAAACCCCUGGAGACUCAGAGACUGGGGCUAGUUGGGCCACUUCUGCCUGCUGCGGUGUUCGCUCUGCGACUUGGCAAGAGCCUUCCUCCCAGCUAAUUGCUCUUGGCCAUUGGACCCAGGGCAGCCUGGCAUGGAGCCAAGCUGUGUUGGUCUCCCUCAGUCCUUUUCAGGGUGACCUGUGGCAAGAGAUAGGGGUCACUCUCCUGCAGGGGCCUCUGGCCUCAGAGUGAGUUACACACAUACAUAAUGACCUAAUAUAAAGGGCCCUGACCAGAUGGGAUUUCAUCUUCCUCAUAAGAUGUUUUCUUACCCCUGCUGGUUGGUGAUGCUGGAGGCCCAGGGUUUGGGCAGCUGCCAUGUUGUCACAUCACUUGUUGACCCCGGAGGGUCACCUCAGAGGGGCAGGUUUCUUCUCCUGACCACUCUGGCUCUCUAUCCCCCUACCCCCAGACCCAAAGUGGGGUGUCCUCAAAGGCUGAUUAUUGGUUUUGAAAAUCAUUUUGACUUAAUUUUAGGAAACAAGUUACCAAAAUAUCCCAUACGCCACAAUGGCUUAAAAGUUAAAAAAGCAAAUCUGAAACCAGAAACUGUGGCCCUACUACUUGACAGGUCCUCCUUGGAGUAUGUGCAGCUCCGCUCCCUACCUCAGCACAGAUGACUGGGGCGACCCUGUCCUGUCUCCUCCCACAGAUGCUGUGAGGGGCAGACAGGAGGGUCCUGGAACCCGCUGUGGUGGCGGCGGUGGUCAUGGCUCGGGAGUGGACGUCAGGAGCGCCCAGAGUUCCCUUCCCAGUUUCACUCCCUACAGGAUGGGCCCAACCCCUUCCUCUUUGGAGAGUUCUGGUUCCCCGACUGGAAAGUGGGGAUAGCAAAGCCAGCUUAUGGGAUGGCACUUUACAGGGCACCGCAAGCAGACAGAAGUCUCCAGAGUCACAUUUGUCACCCUAUGUAUUGAAAAAAGGAAGGUGGUGGUAACCUUUGAAUUGAUCUUUCUUUGAGCCCCAGAGAAUAAGCCGGAAUUAUAGGGUACACAUGGAUGAUCCGAGUUCUGUUUUUGCCUCUGGCAUUGAGUUGCUGUGUGACCUUGGGCAAGUCACUUAACAUCUCUGAACUGGAGUUUGCCUACCUGUGAAAUGGAGAUAACACUAUUUGUCCUGCCUGUUCCACAGCGACACUGGGAGACCUAAAAAGCAUAAUAUUAUACAAAUAACCACUGGAGAGCAGUGCUUGUCAGGGAGGGACCACAAAUGAUUUCUAUGCCCCCUUUCUUGUGUGAGUUAGUUGAGAUUAGACGCCUUCUUAAAGGAAUCUCCAUUUUGACCAAAGGGAAUUUACAUUUUAAGGGCCAGGCUGCCUGUGAUCAGAGCCACCAGGCCAAAGCUGUGAGGGAAACCAUGACUGUACGUGGGUCUGUGGUGGGAGGUGAGAGAUUUACCUUGGGGUUGGGGACUUCAAAAUGAGUAUACUCAAGGUAUUCCCUUCUACAAGAGCGAUGCGGCCUAGAACGGGGAGCUGACUUAUGGAGAGGGCUAUAUUUCAGUUUAGUGUAACAUUACAUUUACAAACUUUGACUUAAAGCCUAGCUCCACUACUUUCUAGCUGGUUGACAUUGGGGGAAAUGAUUUCACCUCUCUGAGCCUCAUUUUCCAAAUCUGUAAGGUGGAGAAAUAUGGCCUAUCCAGCAGGGUUGUUGCAGGGAUAAGAGGUAAUGCUGGUAGAGAUCCUGGCAUGGGGGCCUGGCUUGAAGGCCCCCUCACCAUGGUAGCUCGUAUCAUUGUGUACAGAGGCCAUUAAUUGGAGAUAAUGACGUUGUUGACUCUCAGCCCAGGUCUUUGGAACAGCCAGGGUGCCUCUGCUUCACCCCAAUGUGGCUCCAGCCGACCAGAGAGAAGGUGAGCCUGCAGGAUCCAAGCCGGAAGUUGAAACCCUCUAUUUCCUGUAGGUAUUUUUGAAACACUGCUUUGGGGGCCUGCAGCAAAUCCAGUGCAGGCAACAUUGUGAGGAAAUAGAGACCAGGUUCCUGCUAGGAGAUUUACAGUCUAGCUUUCCUUCCAACCUCCCCCCACCCCCGACACACACACACACACACACACACACACACACUGACUCAGCACCUAAGCCAGGAACCAGCAGGUCCCAAAGGCGGCCCCCUGUCAUUGCCCCAGGGACAGGUAGGCAGCCCAGGCAGGCUGUGGAGAGCAGCUCAGCCUGACUGAACCACGCUAGCAAGUGGGUAGGUAGGAAGGAGGCCAGAUUCAUUUAGAGCUGGGGAAGAUAACAGGUUUUAAGGUUGGGGGAGGGUUAGGGUUUCACAAUGAUGAUUCGUGAUACUCCGGAGAGUUACACCCAGGGUGCAUUUUGGUCUUGGUGCUUUGAACACAACAUGAUUCCUUUCAGCCCCCUCCCCUUAAAAAGUUCAGCUAUUUUAAGGAAGAAAAAUGAGAUGAUUAUUAUUACUUUUCCUAGGAGGGCAAGUUUAGGGGACAGACCUGUGCUCUUCUGUGCUGUUGAAGAACGAUUCCUGGCAACUUCAGGUUUGGGGGCUCAGAGAAGAGGGGCCCUUAGUUUCCUCUUUGAGUCUGCGUGUAUAGGGGGUUGGGAGCCCUGAGGCCCACCUUCCCUGGCCCACAGGCUGGUUCUCAGCCUGUUAUACAAGCAGCCUCCUUUCCUCCCUCAUUCCCUGACCGCCCUCAAGGUCUCCCCUGCUGCUCAGUGUCCCUGUGUCACAACCCAAGGGAAACGAUGGCUUUCUGGGCCAGAACCAGCUCACACUUCCAGUGGAGAGGCCCUGAUGUGCCAUGCCUGGCUCCUUUCCCGAGCUGUGCACUGGUGUCACUUGUCAUCAGCUCACAUCCCUGGAGAGGGUGGGAGGAAGGCAGGCUGGCUGGCGCGAGGCUGUGGGGAGGGUCACAGAGCUUUCGUUUCAGGCAGAGCGAAAUGAGGAGAAGGGAGCAGAGGGCACUUGAGUAGGGUGCUAGAAACUUGAUUUCCACUUAAGAAGAAGUCCUGGAGCUCAAGAAGCAGAGAGCAUAGCGUGGGAAGGAAGAGUUACUAU